AUGGCAGCGGCGGCCGGCUCCGGCGGAGGCGAAACGGCCUCCUCUGCAGACGAAGGCGGAGGGGGCCGGGGGAGCCCCCCCGGCUCGGACCCGCGACGCCUGGGGCCGGGGGGGCGAGAGGAAGAGGAGGCGCCGAGGCAAGGCAGCGCGGGAGGCCUGGGCAACCAGAGCCGCCCGUCCUCGUCGCCGCCCUCUCGCGAGGCUGAAGUCACCGUGGAUAUCGGAGAGACCUACCUGUGUCGGCGAGGGGACGGAACGUGGCAUUCUGCAGAGGUGAUUCAGUCUCGGCUCAACGAACAAGAAGCCAGAGAGGAAUUUUAUGUUCACUAUGUAGGAUUCAACCGACGUCUGGAUGAGUGGGUGGAUAAGAACCGCCUAGCCCUCACCAAGACAGUCAAAGAUGCUGUGCAGAAGAACACCGAUCAAUACAUGAACGAACUUUCUGAGCAGCCCGAGCGCAAGAUCACGCGCAACCAGAAGCGCAAACAUGAUGAAAUCAACCAUGUCCAAAAGACGUAUGCUGAGAUGGAUCCUACCACAGCAGCUUUGGAGAAGGAACACGAAGCAAUCACCAAAGUGAAAUAUGUGGACAAAAUCCAUAUCGGGAACUACGAGAUUGACGCUUGGUAUUUCUCACCAUUCCCAGAAGACUACGGGAAGCAGCCCAAGCUGUGGAUCUGCGAAUACUGCCUCAAGUAUAUGAAGUUUGAGAAGACUUACCGCUAUCACCUUGGCCAGUGUCAGUGGCGACAACCACCAGGGAAAGAAAUCUACCGCAAAAACAACAUCUCGGUAUAUGAGGUGGAUGGCAAAGAUCACAAGAUUUAUUGCCAGAAUUUGUGUCUUUUGGCCAAACUAUUCCUGGAUCAUAAGACCCUCUACUUUGACGUGGAGCCCUUUGUCUUCUACAUCCUUACUGAGGUGGACAGGCAAGGAGCCCAUAUCGUUGGCUAUUUUUCAAAGGAAAAGGAAUCCCCAGAUGGAAAUAACGUCGCUUGUAUUCUAACCUUGCCCCCUUACCAGAGACGGGGCUAUGGGAAAUUCCUCAUCGCAUUCAGCUACGAGCUCUCCAAACUUGAAAGCACCGUGGGAUCCCCCGAGAAGCCCCUUUCGGACCUUGGCAAGCUGAGCUACCGCAGCUAUUGGUCCUGGGUAUUACUAGAGAUCCUUCGGGAUUUCCGAGGCACCCUUUCCAUCAAGGAUCUCAGCCAGAUGACGAGCAUCACGCAGAAUGACAUCAUCAGCACCUUGCAGUCCCUGAACAUGGUCAAGUAUUGGAAGGGGCAGCAUGUGAUCUGCGUCACUCCCAAGUUGGUGGAGGAGCAUCUCAAAAGCGCUCAGUAUAAGAAGCCGCCUAUCACAGUGGAUUCUCUCUGCCUGAGAUGGGCACCUCCUAAACACAAGCAAGCCAAGAUUUCCAAGAAGUGAAGGAAAAACUGACUUGAAAAACGGAAAGGGUUUGGCUUCACAUCUGCUUUUUUUAUUUUGGAAGAUGUUCACUAAUUUAACAUUGCUGUCAAUCUUGUACUGAAAAGGCAUACAUGGAUCAGGUGGCUUGGGGUUAUGAGAAACACCUGAAAAUAGGUGGGUUCGUUUGAACGAAGACUACUUAUUUUAUCCCUCCCCCUU
This is a messenger RNA of Protobothrops mucrosquamatus (brown spotted pit viper), 1629 nucleotides long. RefSeq names its product histone acetyltransferase KAT8-like. Lineage: Eukaryota; Metazoa; Chordata; Lepidosauria; Squamata; Viperidae. Gene Ontology annotation, biological process: regulation of DNA-templated transcription. The transcript has 11 exons. Bases 1 to 1428 code for a protein of 475 amino acids. Gene Ontology annotation, molecular function: histone acetyltransferase activity. The record is from RefSeq and is a predicted model, not a curated record.